This is a messenger RNA of Lathyrus sativus (Indian pea), 1326 nucleotides long. The record is from the annotation of a GenBank genome assembly. Lineage: Eukaryota; Viridiplantae; Streptophyta; Magnoliopsida; Fabales; Fabaceae.
AUGGAGUGGUCAGCUUGUACGGAUGAGUACGAGAAGCUUGUUUUUCGCAUGAGCACUCCCAGAGUGGUUAUUGACAAUGCGGUUUGCUCCAAUUCAACUAUAGUCAAGUUUGAUAGUGCUAGAAAGCAUGGAAUUCUUUUGGAAGCAGUACAAAUUCUCAGCGAUCUGAAUCUUUUCAUUAAGAAAGCUUAUGUUUCCUCUGAUGGCAGAUGGUUCAUGGAUGUUUUUCAUGUUACGGAUCAAGAUGGAAAUAAGUUGACAGAUGAGAGUGUUUUGAAGUAUAUUGAACAGUCACUUGGUAGCAUUCAUAACGGAAAAACCAAUCACAGAAAUGGUCUCACUGCUUUGGAAUUAAAGGGGAUGGAUCGUGUUGGUCUUCUCUCCGAAGUGUUUGCAGUAUUGGCCGAGUUUCAAUGCGAUGUGGUUGAGGCUAAAGUUUGGUCACACAAUGGCCGGACUGCUUCCUUAAUUUAUGUUAAAGACUGCACCUCCGGGACAUCUAUUGAAGAUUCUCAAAAAAUUAAUCGGCUUGAAGCACGACUAAGAUAUGUUUUACAAGGAGAUAGUGAUAUUAGGAGUGCAAAAACAUCUAUUUCUGAUGUUGUUAUACACCCUGAAAGAAGGCUUCACCAAAUGAUGUUUGCCGACCGUGAUUAUCAGAAGAGUCCAAUUUUGAAGUUCACUUCAGAAAUACCGUUAGUGACUGUCCAAAAUUGGGCAGAAAGGGGUUAUUCGGUUGUAAAUGUCCAGUGCAAGGAUCGCACCAAGUUGUUGUUUGAUGUUGUGUGCAAUUUGACAGACAUGGAAUAUGUUGUGUUCCAUGCAACUAUCAACACAAGGAUUGACCAAGCAUACAUGGAGUUUUAUAUAAGACAUAAAGAUGGUACUCCGAUUAGUUCAGAACCGGAGCGUCAACGAGUGAUUCAAUGCUUGCAAGCGGCUAUAGAGAGAAGAUCAUGUGUGGGUGUUAGACUAGAGUUAUCUGCGGAAGACAGACAAGGGCUUCUAGCCGAGGUGAUGAGAACGUUCCGGGAGAACGGGUUGAAUGUGACUAGGGCAGACAUAACUACGACAGGUGACUUGGCUGCCAAUGUUUUUUACGUAACAGAUUCCAUCGGAUACCCGGCUGACAAAAAAAUCAUUGAGUCGGUUAGACAGAAAAUUGGGUUAAGCAAUUUAAAAGUGAAGGAGUUGCCUAUUGUAAGUCAUGAGAAGGCAGAGAGGGAAGAUGAGUCAGUUGGAGUUGGCGGGGCAGUGUUAUUGUCCCUUGGGAGCAUUGUGAGAAGGAAUCUAUACAAUUUGGGUUUAAUCAAAUCUUGUUCUUGA